AUGGGGCGCAAACCCAUGCCCCCAGCCCAGAACCAAAGCUCAGGCUGGGCUUCAGGUCCCAUUCCUACUGGUUCAGCAGGAAGUGGUCCUGAACCCAGUGGUUGGGAGGAACCAUCUCCACAGUCCAUCAGCAGAAAGAGUGACAUUGAUGAUGGAACAUCAGCUUGGGGAGACCCAACUAAUUAUAACUAUAAACCGGUCAACCGGUGGGAAAAGAACAAUCCUCCAAAUGGCCCACAGUCUCAAAAUCAAGGUCAGACUUUGCAUCAGCCACAAGGACCAACAGGCCAGCAGCAGCCAAACAGACAGCCCUCAGCACUUGGUGGCAACUUAAGCACUGCCCAUGGGCCUGGAAAAGCUCCUGCUUUAGGUCCUUCAGGUUGGGGGGGCACUUCUCCUACGAGCCCAACAGUUGAUAAUGGCACGGCAGCUUGGGGAAAGUCUACUGAUGCUCCCACUGGUUGGGGCGAAUCAGAUGAUGUUGGUGGGAAGACAACAGGAUGGGGGAGUUCCUCUCCAAACCCUAUUAAAUCUGGGUCAAAGUCUAUGCAAGAUGGCUGGGGAGACAAAGAGGGCUCUAUGGCAGCCUCACGUCACUCAAGUUGGGAGGAGGAGGAGGAAGGAGGCGGCAUGUGGAACAGCACCGGCUCCCAGGGGAGUGGCUCCUCUUGGGGUCAAGGAAGUAAUGCAGGCUGGGGACAAAAUCACCCUGGGAAGAAGCCCAAUAACAAAGGUCCAUUAAAGUCUGGAGACUCAUGGCUGGGUCCCAUCAAUAGACAAUUUUCAAAUAUGGGAAUGCUGAAUGAUGAUCCUGGUGGUUCACCUAUGGAUAUGGGCCCUAAUUCCCUGCUGGACAAAAAGAUGGAAGCAGAGAAAAGGGGCAUGAUGAAUGAUUACAAUGGGGACAUGAGGAAAGCUGUAAGAGGAGGAGUAGGAAUGGGUUACCGUCCGUCUGGGGUCAAGGAUGCUGCACCUGGAGAUCCUGCGUUCUAUGAUAAGGGUAACCAGGGUAUCUUUGGAAAUGUUGGCGGGAUGCCUCAAUCAAGACACCAGCCAAGUGUCCCUCCCAUGAACCAGUCCCCGGGGAUCCGAGCACAAGUGCCUCAUCAGUUCUUGUCGCCUCAGGUGCCAGGCUCUGUGCUGAAGCAGAUGCCCCCUCCCAGUGGAGGCGUAGGGGGUGUCGGCUCUGUGGGAGGAGUGGCUGGUGUUGGGGGAGGUGUGUUUCCUCCUCAACUGUCCCCACAGCAUAUUGCCAUGCUUGGCAGCAUCUACCCCCCUCACAUCCAGUUUCAGCUGGCCUGUCAGCUCCUCCUCCAGCAGCAGCCACAGCAGCAGCAGCAACAGCAGCAGCUUCUGCAGAACCAGAGGAAAUUCUCUCCCAAUGUGCGGCAGCAGGCAGAUCCUCAGCAGCUUGCGAGGAUUAUGGCGGUGCUCCAACAGCAAAGGCAGCAGCAGCAGGUUGGGGGUUUGGUCGGAGGCUCCAAACUGUCUCCUUCACACCACACUGUAGGAGGAGUGGGUCCUAAAAUGCCUGGAGCCGAUGCCCUGUCCCACUCAGGACUGCCUGGAUCUGUAGCUGAUUUACAACAGAAACCACAUGGGCCAUACUCUGGCUUUAGUUCUGGGAUGAACUUCUCAGGUCUGGACCUGGGCAGCUCCGUUAUUGGGGGGCAAGGGCCCAUGAAGGACUUUAGUGGACAGCAAUCGCGUUUCAAAUGGAUGAUGGAAGGCCAGUCGUCACCAGACUCAUCUCAUGCCGAUAAUGCAUUCCACAAAAAUGGUCCUGUGACUCCCAUGAAAAUGCCUGGGGGCUCGCCCUAUUCGCAGUAUGACAUGAUGGUAGGAGACGGGCUCAGUGAUAACUGGCAUCGCACACCUGGGAACAAAAUGGGGGCCAAGCCGACUGCUGCACCCAGCUGGCCUCCAGAAUUCCAGCCUGGUGUGCCUUGGAAGGGAAUUGACCGCGUCGACCCUGAUACAGAUCCGUACCUUACGCCAGCGAUGAUGGGAAACUCCGUGUCUCCCGGUCUCAACGACAGUGAGCACCAGUUGUUGGACAAUAAUGAUUCCACUCCACCCCUGAACACCUUGCUGCCUUCACCUGGUGCCUGGCCUUUCAGUGCCUCAGACAGCCCUCUCUCAAACGCACACAACUCGGGAAAGUACACUGACUUCAAGACCAGCUGGCCUCCAGAACCCAUCGGACACAAAUCGUGGAAAGCUAAUCGUGGGGGCGGCCAGAACUUGCUGUCCCGACCUCCUCCGGGGCUUGCCAGUCAGAAGCAGCCCUCCCCCUCCCCAUGGUUAGGUGGAGCCCCGCGUUUGGCUGGAAGGGGCUGGAGCAAUGGUUCAGGCACAACUGUCACAACCUGGAGCGAUGGAAACCCUCGGGAAAGUUGUUGGUUAGUGCUGAGCAAUCUCACUCCUCAGAUCGAUGGCUCCACCCUGAGGACCAUCUGCAUGCAGCACGGUCCUCUCCUGACUUUUCACCUUGGCCUGACCCAGGGAACAGCCCUCAUCCGCUACAGCUCCAAACAAGAAGCUGCCAAAGCCCAGAGUGCUCUUCACAUGUGUGUUUUAGGAAACACCACCAUCUUGGCAGAGUUUGUGAGCGAGGAAGAUGUGGCUCGCUACAUCGCACAUUCCCAGGCAGGAGGAGGCGGAAGCGGAGGCACUCAGCCUGGCUCUGCGGGCUCGGGACCUGCUGCUGCCCCUGUGCUCGGGGCUAACGGCAGUGUAGGUGAGCGAGGACAGGGCAGUGCAGGGCCAGUGGGAGGAGAAGCGGCCUCUACAACUGGAGCUGGGCCCAACAGCUCGGGAUGGCAGAGUUUGGACAGCACAGGCAGCUCCUCAGACCAGACCGCCUCCCAUGGGCCUGGCCUGGGCAUCUUCCCCCAGUGGAGCAGCAAUGGGGCUGGUUGUGCUGGAGGAGUGGAGGUGGGGAGGCAGGCUCUGUGGGGGGGCAUGGGAGGCAUGAGUGGAGGAGGUUAUCACAGCAACAGCCUCUGGGGCUCUCCCGCACUGGAGGAUCGUCAUCAGAUGGGCAGCCCCGCCUCACUGCUGCCCGGGGACCUGCUGGGUGGAGGCACUGACUCCAUUUGA
Molecule: messenger RNA, 3102 nt
Organism: Knipowitschia caucasica
Lineage: Eukaryota; Metazoa; Chordata; Actinopteri; Gobiiformes; Gobiidae
Source: the annotation of a GenBank genome assembly